AUGGCCGUCAAAAAGCGCCAAAAGACUCUGUCGCAUGGCCGACCACCCCUCAGUAAACCGAAAGAGCGAAUGACCUCCGAGCGUUCCAGGACUAUCAUCCGCACUCAUCAUCGACUGCAGAAGGAACACGCGGCAGCUUUGAAAAGAGGAGAUCUGAAGUUAGCAGAAGAGACUGCACGAGCUAUUGAGCGGAACGGGGGAAUAAAGACUUAUCAGGCUGCAAGCAAGCAAGGCCAGGCGAAGGACAGGGGAGGCGACUCCAGCAGGUUGUUAGUUGAAUGGCUGCAACAAUCCAAGGUCUUGGACCCGAAAGCACGAGAUCAGCGCAGUACUAGCAAUGCCAAACUCAGAUGUCUCGAGGUUGGAGCUUUGUCCACCAAAAAUGAGAUCUCCAAGUACUCAAGCGCCAUCGACAUGACCAGGAUCGAUUUGAACAGCCAAGGUCCAGGUAUCGAAAAACAAGAUUUCAUGGAGCGACCGCUUCCUACGUGUAAUGACGAGCGCUUCGAUAUCAUUUCCCUAUCAUUGGUGCUCAAUUACGUACCGGAUGCUGUUGGUCGAGGGGAAAUGUUGAAACGCAUCACAGAGUUCUUCAGAAAGAGUAGUGUGCCAACGGAGACCUCAGAAACACUAUUCCCAGCAUUGUUCUUUGUUCUACCGCUACCAUGUGUCGACAACUCGCGUUACCUUGAUGAACAGCUACUCUUGCGAAUUAUGGGCGACUUGGGUUUCACGAUGAAGUUGAGCAAGAACACAUCCAAGUUGUGUUACUACCUGUUCACCCUAACGAACGAGCCGAGAGUCACAAGGGUCGAGAAGAAGAAGAUUAAAGACGGGCCAGGAAUGAACAAUUUCUGCAUUAUUGUUGAAUGA
Messenger RNA from Alternaria burnsii, 873 nucleotides. RefSeq lists its product as uncharacterized. Gene Ontology annotation, cellular component: nucleolus. NCBI's taxonomy places the organism in Eukaryota, Fungi, Ascomycota, Dothideomycetes, Pleosporales, Pleosporaceae. The coding region runs from base 1 to 873 and encodes 290 amino acids. The record is from RefSeq and is a predicted model, not a curated record. The transcript has a single exon. Gene Ontology annotation, molecular function: rRNA (adenine) methyltransferase activity.